Beauveria bassiana ARSEF 2860 is the source of this 1665-nucleotide messenger RNA. Its product is annotated as glucoamylase-like protein. The record is from RefSeq and is a predicted model, not a curated record. Bases 1 to 1665 code for a protein of 554 amino acids. Gene Ontology annotation, biological process: DNA-templated transcription. Gene Ontology annotation, molecular function: DNA binding; zinc ion binding. Lineage: Eukaryota; Fungi; Ascomycota; Sordariomycetes; Hypocreales; Cordycipitaceae. The transcript has 4 exons.
AUGAGUACGGAUUUAUCCAUCAGCCGGGCUACGGACCCAUGUGCUGCCAACCCCCCAUUACCGCCUCAAGUUGCGGAACCCGGGACGUCGGGUGCUUGUCUUGAAUGCCAGCCCAAGAAGCAGUCUCGUCGCCGGGAAUUAAGCGUUCGCAACAGGACGCCGGGUUUCUCGCGAGCGACUGUCGCCGAAAAUCCUCAUUUCGAAGCGCCACUUCACCAGCCCUCGGCUCCCUGGUCGCUUGGAGCAAGUCCGCUCCCCGUCCUGCCUCAGCAGGGCCGCGGCAAUAUCGACCACACCCGGCGCCACCCAUUGGUCCUGCCACAAAAACACCUCCUCCCGCGGGUCAAGGAGGAGGCAGUCCAGCCCUUGCUAGCAGUCAUGCACUGGGUAGGAUCAAAAUACAUUGCACCGGAAAUGGACCAACAGCCGCUAUUGGAUAUCGCUCGAUUGUCUGUGGACGAGGCUCAAACGAAGAGGGCGAAUGGCUUUACCGUUCAGGCGCUGACGGUGCUGCUGGUAGCGUUGGACGGCACAGGGUACCCGCAACAGGCCGUGGAGCUCUUGACUAGGACAAAGCAAAUGGCUCUCUCUCUUGGGAUGAACUAUAGUCAAUUCAUUACAGAGUCUAAAACAAGAUCCGGCGUGCUGGAUGAGAGCUGGCGCCGAACGUGGUGGGAGCUGUAUGUCCUGGACGGCAUGUUUGCUGGUGCCCACCGCGCCACCACUUUCUCUCUCUUCGACAUGCCAACUGAUGUUGGAUUUCCAUGCGAAGAGGACGACUAUGAGACGGAUCAAAUUCCAGAGCCGUGUUCGCUGCAAGACUUGUCCGACCGCGAUCUCAGCAUCAAGCGCUGCGACUUUUCGUCCUUCUCUUACAGGGUCUUGAGCGUGCAGAACCUCGGCAAGGUGAUGCAAAACCACGAAGCCGCCGAGGUGGACGCAACUGUACACGCACAGCUCGAAGUCCUACUUUCUAGCUGGCGCCACAACCUGCCGGCGUCGAAGCGCGACUCGCUCCGGCGCGACGGCCGGCCGGACGAGAUGAUGUUCCAGGCGCACAUGCUCAACCACACCACCUCGAUUCUCCUGCACCAAUCGCGCGCGCAGCUGGACCUCGCUCCUGCCCAAGCCAUUGACGCCUGCGCGCCGCCCGCCGCCGCCGCCAGCACUACCCCCGAGAGUGACGGAUGCGCUGCCGCCGCUGCCGCCGCCGCCGCCGCCGCCGUCGCGCAUCAUCCUCGCGUCAGCCUGCACGCGCGCCACGUCGCCACGGCCGCCAACGAGAUUGGCAAGCUCAUGACGCACCGCACGCCUCUCACGCUGCACACGCACUUCUUCAUCUGCGCCGUGGUGCUGGCGUCGAUUGUGCAGCUCAGCGCGUGGUCCGGCGGCGGCGGCGGCGGCGGCGGCGGCGACGACGACGAUGACGACGCCGGCGUGCGCGAGCAGGUGCGUCUGUGUAUUGGCGCGCUGCGACAAAUGUCGUCAGUCUGGGGCCUGGCGACCAAGGCGCUUGGCCAGGUCCGGGAGGUGGCUGGGCAUGUGCACUUUGUGAGGACGCAGAGCCGACAGAUGGAGCAGUUUCUGGUGGAUGUGACGGAGGAGGACAUGAUGAGCAUGUUUGCGGCGGAUACUUUGACGUUGGCUGAUACCGGGACAGUCUAG